CUAGGAUUAGAAUAAUUUAUGGAAUCAUUGAAUUUGCCUGCGAGUACGCGCCCAGCCUGGUUUUGCGCGCUCACAGCGUCGGGUGCAGAGCAUAAGAGCCUACGGUUUCAGUGCCAUGGUCUCUUUUUAAGGACAUGUUCAUCGACGAAUCCCUGACUUUUUACACAUUUUCACUCAAGCAGUGCGAACUGGGCUUCGUAGUGCGAUGCUGAAAAAUCAAAGUCAUUGCUGUCGAAACCCUCAACAGUGGUGAACUGCGCGGCACACUGCGACUCGGAGAAGAUAGAGUAGACGCGUGGUGGUUUGUCCUACGGUUACAGCUCGUUCCAGUCGCUAGCUGCAGCGAACUGAAAAGAGGAGCAACCCAGGGAUGACCAGUUUACGGAGGGGUAUAGAGUGCAGUGAUGUGUCCUAUAAGGAGCAUUGGUGGCAAAUCUGAUGGCCGAAUGUCGACUGCUUCAGUAAGGCAGUAUGAUGGAGGCUGGCUGUGGGGUUGCCGCGGUGAUCGGGAAUGCUGGCUCAGGACAUCAGGGAGAACCAGGAAGUGGUGACGUCCUUGAGGGGGACAUGUGUAUUACACCAGAUAAAGAAGCGACCCAGCCUGAUCCACACAAGAGCACUACUCCAACAGAGAAAUCUCCAAAAGAGAGCCCAACUGACAUGGUACAGAGUGAUGAGGUCACAGAGCUUCCUGUUGAGCCUGAGCCCACCCUGCGUUCCUGCGUCAGCACAGCCAGCAUGAAGGUCAAAAACGUGAAGAAGCUGACGUUCCCCAGAGGUCAUUUUCCCAGGCUGGCUGAAUGUGCCCACUUCCACUAUGAGACCGUUGACUUUGGCACUGUGCAGCUGUCCUUUGCAGAGGAGCAGACUGAGGGGAAGAAGGAUGGUCUGGACUCCAAGGAGCCACUCUUCGUGGUUCAGAUCUGCUGCCAGAGUCGGAGCUGGCUGGUGAAGCGCUCCUAUGAAGACUUCCGUGUGCUGGACAAACACCUCCACCUUUGUAUCUAUGACCGACGCUUUUCUAAACUCACUGAGCUGCCCCGCAUUGACUCUCUGAAGGACACAGUAGAGGUAGAGGAAAUAACCAAGAUGUUGGCAGCCUACCUGUCCCGUCUCUCAGCCAUCGCUGACAACAAGAUCAACUGUGGUCCAGUGCUGACAUGGAUGGAGAUUGAUAACAAGGGCAACCACAUGCUGGUAGCUGAGGAGUCCUCCAUCAAUGUUCCUGCCAUCGCCGCGGCCCACGUCAUCAAACGCUACAUUGCCCAGGCCACAGACGAGCUGACCUUUGAGGUAGGGGACAUUGUGUCAGUCAUUGACAUGCCUCCUAAAGAGGACACUGGCUGGUGGAGAGGGAAGCAUGGCUUUCAGGUUGGCUUCUUCCCCUGUGACUGUGUGGAGCUGAUCAGUGACAGGAUUCCCCCCUGUGUGUCCAGCUCUGUGCCAAAACCAGUUUGUAAGAAGCACGGAAAGCUGGUGACGUUCCUGAGGAGCUUCAUGAAGUCCCGUCCACCCCCUCAGAAGCUGAGGCAGCGUGGGAUCCUUAGGGAGAGGGUGUUUGGCUGUGACCUGGGGGAACACCUCCUCAACUCAGGACAUGAUGUCCCCCAGGUGAUCAAAUGCUGUACUGAGUUCAUUGAGAGACAUGGUGUCGUGGAUGGGAUGUACAGACUCUCCGGGAUCUCCUCCAACAUCCAGAAACUGAGACAUGAGUUUGACUCGGAGCAGAUACCAGACCUCAGUAGAGAUGUCUUCAAACAGGAUAUCCACUCCGUAGGGUCUCUGUGUAAACUGUACUUCAGAGAGCUGCCAAACCCUCUGCUCACCUACCAGCUCUAUGAGAGAUUCUCAGAGGCUGUGUCUGCUGCUACUGAUGAGGAGAGGCUGGUGAAGAUCCACAACGUCAUCCAGCAGCUUCCUCCUCCUCACUACAGGACUCUGGAAUUCCUCAUGAGACAUUUGUCCCAACUAGCCACCUUCAGCCCUAUUACCAACAUGCACACCAAGAACCUGGCCAUCGUCUGGGCUCCCAACCUGCUUAGAUCCAAGCAGAUUGAGUCGGCCUGUUUUAGUGGAACAGCAGCCUUCAUGGAGGUGCGUAUCCAGUCAGUGGUGGUGGAGUUCAUACUGAACAACACAGAGGCACUCUUCAGCCCCAAACUCAACGCCCUCAUCCGGGAGAGCACAGGUACCAGUACCCUAUCCAGGCCCAAGUCUCUGCUGGUGUGCUCUCCCUCCACUAAGCUCCUGUCUCUGGAGGAGGCCCAGGCCCGUACCCAGGCCCAGCUGGGCUCCCCUGUUACUACUCCAAUUCUGUCCCACAGCGAGUACAUCGAGGUGGGGGAGGGACCCGGGGCACUGAUGGGCAAGUUCCACACAGUCAUUGAACUACCCACUGAGAGUAAGAGGGCUCCUGGGAAGGUGAAGAAGUCCCCAGUGGGAAGCUGGCGUUCAUUCUUCCACCUGGGCAAGUCCUCCUCCAUGACUUCCAAACGCAAGCUGAAGCGUCACCCCAGCGAACCCAAUGAGAUCAAGAGCAUCGCACUGCCAGGUGGAAGAGGAGAUAGUGGGACACUGCGCUCCACCAAAAGUGAAGAAUCUCUCACCUCUUUGCACAAUGUGGAAGGUGAGCCCCAGAUGUACCGCCCCCCUAGACCACGCUCUACCAGCGAUGCCCUCUCCACCGCGUUCAGGGAUGACCUGUCUGAUGCCAGGGACAAAGGCUACCACAAACAGACCAAGGAGGGCCAUAAUGGUGCUGGUGGUCCAGUCUAUGACCCAGCUGGUGUGUCCCCUCCUCAUCAGGAGGAUGACCUUGACCUCUGUCUUCCAGCCCCUGGCAUGGCCUUUCUGGACUUUGACCCCAUGUCCUUCCAGUGCAGCCCACUGAGCCCACCAACAACUAAAUCCGCUCCUCAACGCAAAGCAAGCGUCAACUGGAGGAAGAAUGUCGGGGGUUCCAGUGAAUCAGAGCCCAUCUCUUCAUCCCUCAAUAAAGUCCUCAGUAACUCCCAGUCCCCUGACAUCAGCCCAGUCCAUAGGAAAAGAGGGGAGAAAAAGAAAGUGGUCGUCUCCCCCAAACUCCGACGGAAGUCCUCUACGUCCCCCCCUGUGGUUGAAACAGAUGUGCACACUGUGUGUGUGUCUACCCCACGCUGUGUCUCAGACACCCAGGGGGGUGAGUCCUCCUCCCCUCCACCUCUGGAUCUGUGUGAGGCCCAACUAGUGAGUGAGGAGGGGAGUGAGGCCAGGGCUCCCCGCCGGCCCCCCAGCCCUCCAAGCUUCACAUCAACUUUCACAGACAGCCUUGCUUCACAAAACCCUCAGGAUCCAGGAACAGAUAGGCUUGUGAAUUCAGUGUCUGUCCUCCCUCCUCACCCUCCGUUGACGAUGGCUGCCCGCAGGCUGGCCUUGGCCCUGGCUGAGUCUGCCCAGAAGGCCACUCUGACCUCCCAGAGGAGGAGCACCCAACCCCCCCUAUCCUCUCCAGAGACAGGACACCCCCCAUCCCCUGGACAGACCCCCACGGCCCUCUGUUCUCCACCUCCAAUCCUGCUCUCAGGAUUACGGCGACCUCAAGGUCUCUUCUCCAUCCCCCCUCUUACCCUUGGCUGGUACAUCAGUUGA
This is a messenger RNA of Salmo salar (Atlantic salmon), 3627 nucleotides long. RefSeq names its product rho GTPase-activating protein 32. Gene Ontology annotation, biological process: small GTPase-mediated signal transduction. The record is from RefSeq and is a predicted model, not a curated record. Gene Ontology annotation, cellular component: actin cytoskeleton; cell cortex; nucleoplasm. Lineage: Eukaryota; Metazoa; Chordata; Actinopteri; Salmoniformes; Salmonidae. Gene Ontology annotation, molecular function: protein binding; GTPase activator activity; phosphatidylinositol binding.